AUGGAUCAAAAAAACGGAAUGCAUCAAAACGUUAAAGCUUUAUUAUACUUUGCCGUUAUGUCGGUUUUCCUAAGAGCAUCGCUGGCUGGACCCACAAACAUUAACUUGAAUUCACAACAUAAUAUAAAUUACGAAACACUUGUUGGCGAACAAUUAACUACCACAUCAAAAUCAUCUUUCAUACCAAGUCUUGAACUGGCCGAAAUCGGUGUAGAAUUUGAUCGAGUCGCUGGACUUGUAUCGAUGGAUAAUAGCGUCUUUG
Funneliformis geosporum is the source of this 262-nucleotide messenger RNA. The record is from the annotation of a GenBank genome assembly. NCBI's taxonomy places the organism in Eukaryota, Fungi, Glomeromycota, Glomeromycetes, Glomerales, Glomeraceae.